This is a messenger RNA of Hibiscus syriacus, 960 nucleotides long. RefSeq names its product ras-related protein RABA1c-like. NCBI's taxonomy places the organism in Eukaryota, Viridiplantae, Streptophyta, Magnoliopsida, Malvales, Malvaceae. The record is from RefSeq and is a predicted model, not a curated record. Gene Ontology annotation, cellular component: endosome. Gene Ontology annotation, molecular function: GTPase activity; GTP binding. The transcript has 2 exons. Bases 161 to 817 code for a protein of 218 amino acids.
GAAAAAUUAGAUUCCCCCCCUCCCCCACACACACCUUGUUUAUCUUUAAAAGAAGAGGCUUUAAUAUACGUGAAGAAACAGGCCAUCCAUCUUUUAUUACUGGACGCAAAUAAAGAGGGUAAAGCUCUGUAACAGCUGUGGUUGUGUGAGAGAGUGAAAGAUGGCUGGUUACAGAGCAGAGGAUGACUAUGACUACCUUUUCAAGGUGGUUUUGAUCGGUGAUUCAGGUGUGGGAAAGUCGAAUCUGCUCUCCAGGUUCACCAGGAACGAGUUUAGCCUCGAGUCCAAGUCCACUAUUGGCGUUGAGUUCGCUACUCGUAGCUUGAAUGUCGACGGAAAGGUUAUCAAGGCCCAGAUUUGGGACACGGCUGGCCAAGAAAGGUAUCGUGCCAUCACAAGUGCCUAUUACCGAGGAGCCGUUGGUGCACUUCUCGUGUAUGAUGUUACACGACACUCCACAUUCGAAAACGUCGAUAGGUGGCUAAGAGAAUUGCGGGAUCACACAGACCCCAACAUUGUAGUCAUGCUCAUCGGUAAUAAAUCAGAUCUCCGUCACCUUGUGGCCGUCUCGACCGAGGACGGGAAAUCCCUUGCCGAGAAAGAAUCCCUCUACUUCAUGGAAACUUCUGCCCUGGAAGCUACCAAUGUCGAAAACGCAUUCGCUGAAGUUCUUACACAGAUCUACCAUGUAGUGAGCAAGAAAGCUAUGGAGACAGGCGAAGAAGGCAAUGCUUCAGCCGUUCCCUCCAAGGGAGAGAAAAUCGAUGUCGGUAAAGAUGUGUCGGCUAUGAAGAAGGGAGGUUGCUGCUCAAGCUAGGAUUAUGGUGACCACCAAUCGGAAGUCUGAUAAAGGAUGUGGGCAGGGUGUGUAUUCAGCUGCAUCAAGUUCCUCAUAAACCUUUGGUUAUGUACAAUUUUCUUACAAGGUUGCCUAAAGUAGAUCAGCAGAGAUUGAUUUAA